Molecule: messenger RNA, 3197 nt
Organism: Prinia subflava (tawny-flanked prinia)
Lineage: Eukaryota; Metazoa; Chordata; Aves; Passeriformes; Cisticolidae
Product: transcription factor SOX-3-like
Exons: 1
Coding region: 1071-2027 (318 amino acids)
Biological process (GO): negative regulation of transcription by RNA polymerase II; cell differentiation; anatomical structure morphogenesis
Molecular function (GO): RNA polymerase II cis-regulatory region sequence-specific DNA binding; DNA-binding transcription factor activity, RNA polymerase II-specific
Source: RefSeq, a predicted model, not a curated record
CGAGCUGCCGGCCCUGUCCAUGCAGGUGCGGUGUCCGUGCCUCUGGCGAAGGAAGGGAAGGAGGGGUAAAGGCAGGGGAGGGACGGGCAGGGAAGCCGGUGAUUGACAGCUCAAAGUGGGCGCCGCUCCACUCACAUAUCCGCCGCCAAAGUUUUCUUUCACACGGAGAGAACUUUCUGUUGCCAUGAAACUCGGGGGAUUCGCAAGCGCCGUCCCCUUUUACCCACCCUCCCCUCCUUUGGGGCAGCCGAGUGGAAAAGCUCAAGUGGCAGCGGGGUGGGUGUAGGUGGGGAUGGCCGGGAGUGCCCGGCCGGCAGCCACCCAUCCCGGCCCCUCUCCCACCGCCAGCCGUGCCCGAUCCCAGCAGGGCAGUGCAGAUUCUCCCCCAGGCGACAGCUCAGAAGUGGAAGAGCUCAACUCGUCCAUCCUUUCCCCGCCCCUUCAUCCGCUCCGGGGGUGCGUCCGUGCACCGCGGGCUCCCUGGGGCUCCACGCAGCCUCUCCGAGCCCGGCACGGGGCUGAGCAUCCCCGGGAGCCCCAAACCUCUUUGUGCUCCCGCUGGCAGCGCAGCGCUCCGCCCCGCUCCUGCUCCCCGCAGGGCACCCCCGGCCCGCUGCUCUCCCCCGGCCCGGCCUGGCCGCAGCUGCGGAGCCGCUCAGCCCCGGGGCAGCUGCGGGAGGGGCCCGGCCGCGGCAGCCCCGAGCCCGGGCGCCUCCGCCCGCCCCCCCGGCCGGUCAUUCCCGGCCCGGGGCUGUCGGGAACCGCUCGCUGAUUGGCCGCCGCCCCCUCAUUUAUAGCCCGUCAAUCACGGACCCCCGCGAUCCGUGCGAGCAUCGCCCGCUGCCGCCCGCGGGAGCCGCUCCGCUCCGCAGCAGCUCCGGCACCUCGGGGAGCGGCGCUUCUGCCAGGCACGAAAACUUCCUCCUUCUCUCGCGGCAGCCGCCCAGGCAGGUUUUUUCUAUUUUUUUUUUUCUUUUUUUUUUUUUUUUUUUUUUUUCUUCCUGAACUUCCUCUCCCCGCCCGGUGCCCGCCUGCCCGCCGCCCUGGCGCACCUUCUGCCGGCCCCGGCCAUGUACAGCAUGCUGGAGACGGAGAUCAAGGCGCCGCAGCCCACGCCGGGCAGCACCGGGGGCAACCCCGCCGCGGGGAGCACCGGCAAAGCCGGCGGGGGCGGCGGGGCCGGCAGCGGAGCGGGAGCGGGCUCGGACCAGGACCGGGUGAAGCGGCCCAUGAACGCCUUCAUGGUGUGGUCGCGGGGGCAGCGGCGGAAGAUGGCCCAGGAGAACCCCAAGAUGCACAACUCGGAGAUCAGCAAGCGCCUCGGCGCCGACUGGAAGCUGCUGAGCGACGCCGAGAAGCGGCCCUUCAUCGACGAGGCCAAGCGGCUGCGGGCCGUGCACAUGAAGGAGUAUCCGGAUUACAAAUACCGGCCCCGGAGGAAGACCAAGACCUUGCUGAAGAAGGACAAAUACUCUCUGCCCGGUAAUCUGCUGGCCCCGGGGGGGGGCAACGCGGUGAGCAGCCCGGUCGGGGUGGGGCAGAGGAUUGACACUUAUGCCCACAUGAACGGCUGGACCAACGGGGCUUACUCGCUGAUGCAAGACCAGCUGGGCUACAGCCAGCACCCGGGCAUGAACAGCCCGCAGCUGCAGCAGAUGCACCGCUACGACAUGACGGGCCUGCAGUACAGCCCCAUGAUGUCCACGGCGCAGACCUACAUGAACGCCGCCUCCACCUACAGCAUGUCCCCCGCCGCCUACGGCCAGCAGCCCUCCACGGCCAUGAGCCUGGGCUCCAUGGGCUCCGUGGUGAAAUCCGAGCCCAGCUCGCCGCCUCCGGCCAUCACUUCGCACUCGCAGAGGGCCUGCCUGGGAGACCUGCGGGAUAUGAUCAGCAUGUACCUGCCCCCCGGCGGGGAUGCCACAGACCCUUCCGCCCUGCAGGGCAGCAGGUUACACAGCGUGCACCAGCACUACCAGAGUGCCGGGACUGCCGUCAAUGGUACCGUACCACUAACUCACAUAUGAAUAAACUUGGCUGCUCCGGACGGCUCCCCGGCUUAAUCCCUAACCCCACCACCGCUCCCUGACUGCACCGGGAUGUACGGCAGUGUUGCUCGGCUUAGCAGACUUAAUACUAACUCUGGAGAAAUCUUAAAAAGGAAAUCCGUUAGUUGUGUCCUUUUUUUAUUAUUAUUUUUCCUUUUUUUUUUUUUUUUUUUUUUUUUUUAAGAAAUAAUAUUUGAGCACGUUGUUAUUUUAAUAGAGCACAACUCCUGCCUCCUAGACGCCGCUGUGAAGUUUUCGAACCACGGCAACUCCUUUCCUGGUUUCGGCUAGGUUGGGCGCUGUUUUAUUCGCUUAAAAGUUUUUUUAAAAACCUUGCAUCUUCCAGUUUGAUUUCUAGCGUUGCUAUGACAUAAACAAAACCCGCGGGCUUUUGUUUUUAAGCUCGGUUGUUCACAUAAUUACUGUGGUUUAUUAACUGUUUUGUUACCGACCCUCGCUUGGUUUCUAUCCACUAUGUGUAGCUUUCACGACUUUUUAAUUUUGAGGUUUUAUUCCUUGAAAUGGGGAGGUGGGAGAGAGCAGAACUGUGCGGGUCGCAAACGCAUUUCUUUUAUUUAUAGUAAGUUGUGUGUUUUUCUUAAACUGUAAACUUAUGUAAAUGGGUUUGUGAAUUUUACUGUGAACCAUGUUUUGACAUAUCGGAUGAAAAACGUUUUAGUUUUGUUACCGGAUUCCUUCCUUCCAAAAAAAAAAAAAAAAAAAAAAAAAAAAAGUUAUCGAAACACUCCUUCCUUGUUCCUAGUCCUCGUUUGCUCCUUUCUUCCUAACGAAGAGAGAUCAAUAAAUUUUCUAUCGGACGUCGGCGGUGUCCGGGCGGUUUGUGCGGGUCCCCCCGGGGCCGAGCGCAUCCCGGGGCUCCCGCAGCAUCGCGGCCCCUCCGCCCGCUCCGGGCGCUUUUCGGCCGCGUUUCCCCGGCUCUGCCAAGCCGGGCUGUGUUUUGGGGGGCGGGAAAAGGAAAACGCGCUCCUUGCAUUUGGUUUUCUUUCAAAGAGAAGCGGGAGCCGGGCCGGGGAAGCAGCUGCGCUGCCGGGGCUGCCGCUCUGCGAGCCGCGGCCACUUGUUGCCUCUCCGCCCGGCUGCCUUCUCUCGGCCCACGGGGAGCGAAGGGGAUUACAUCUCCGCCUCGGC